AUGGCAUCAGAAUUGGUUUUAGCGACUAUCAUCGCAGUUUUGUUUUUGAUCAAGCUUUUCUCUAUUGCGAAAAACUUUAUCUCUCCACUCAGAUCUAUUCCUGGCCCGACACUCGCCCGCUUCUCUGACUCAUGGUAUGUCUGGCGGAUGCAACAGGGACACUUUGAGCAAGACAAUCAAACGUUGCAUAAGAAAUAUGGACCUAUUGUUCGUUACGGACUGAAUCGGUAUAGCUUCAAUGACCCAGCAGCAGCAAAGGUCAUCUAUUCUUUGGGUGGCACCUCAUUUCCAAAGUCGUCCUGGUACGAUUCGUGGGUCGCCCCAGGAGAAGUCAGCCUUUUUGCAGAUCGGCAUGCGAAGCGUCAUUUAAACAACCGGAAGCUGUUCCAGAACACGUACUCAAUGACAUCGCUCAUAUCAUAUGAGCCUUUUGUCGAUACAUGCGCCGACAUAUUCACAGAAAAGCUCAAAGAGUUAUCCCGUCAGAAUUCCCCCAUCGAUAUGGGACAUUGGUUCCAGUGCUACGCUUUCGAUGUGAUCGGUAUGAUCACAUAUGGCAAGCGGCUGGGGUUCUUGUACCAAGGUGUCGAUGUUGGCGGCGUCAUGAAGGCUCUGGAAGACUUUCUCUCAUAUGCGGCCCCCGUGGGAAUCUACAGCAAGUUCCACUCAGUCCUAUUUCCUGUGAAAAAUUUCUUCGCUGGCUCAAAAGGCUCGGGUCGGGCGUACGUGAUUUCAUUUACCCAGGAUCGACUUGCCGAGCAACUGGCAAGAUUCGAGACGGUGGAUGAAAAGGAUAUCAUGACUGCAGAGCCCUUCAUGGCCAAGUUUAUAACUAGCAGCCAAGAACAACCAGAGAGAUUUACACGUCGACAUGUCACCAUGGGUUGCGUUGCUAAUAUGGUGGCUGGGUCUGAUACAACAGGCAUAACCCUUUCUGCAAUCCUUUACUACCUCCUCAAAACGCCAGACAGCUUGCGGAAAUUAAGGGAAGAGAUUGACGCAUUCACACGUGAAGGAAGGUUAUCUGAACAUCCAACAUUCCAUGGAACUCAGCAGAUGCCUUACCUCCAGGCGAUCAUCAAAGAAGGAUUGCGUCUUCACCCGGCAGUAGGACUCCCCCUGGAACGUGAGGUUCCUGCAGGCGGAGCGAAAAUUAACGGACACUACUUCCCUGCCGGUACAAUUGUCGGAAUAAACGCUUGGGUUCGACACAGGGAUGAGAGCGUCUUUGGUCCAGAUGUCGACGUAUUCAAGCCAGAACGAUGGUUCACUGAGAAAGAAGAUGUCACAGUUAUGAACCAAAACUGGAUGCCGUUUGGUCUUGGGUCUCGAACUUGCAUUGGGCGGCAUAUCUCCAUGUUGGAAAUCUCCAAACUUGUCCCGCACAUUGUAAGGGACUUUGACAUUACCUUUGACGAGGACAAAGUACAGGGGAAAGAUCGUUGGCAAACUUCCAAUUUUUGGUUCGUAAAGCCAAAGGGAUUUGUUGUUAGAGUUACUCCUAGAGCUUGA
This is a messenger RNA of Fusarium venenatum, 1512 nucleotides long. NCBI's taxonomy places the organism in Eukaryota, Fungi, Ascomycota, Sordariomycetes, Hypocreales, Nectriaceae. The record is from RefSeq and is a predicted model, not a curated record.